Physella acuta is the source of this 569-nucleotide messenger RNA. RefSeq lists its product as uncharacterized. NCBI's taxonomy places the organism in Eukaryota, Metazoa, Mollusca, Gastropoda, Physidae. The record is from RefSeq and is a predicted model, not a curated record.
ACAAGUAGUAGUUUGAUUUUGCCAUUGCAUUAUGGCCUUCAACAACUACGAUCACAUUUUCACCACCUCAACCUUAUGCAUCAUCGUUAUUUUUUUGUAUCUCAUGUCAUGCUGUCAUUCGUGUGAUUCGGGAACAUGCCUGGAAAAAUCCCAUAGUAUGGUAUGUACUACUGGAAAUGAAGAAUGUUCAACACCAUUCGUGUGCAGGAGUGAUAAAAAUAAUAUUAACCGUUGCUUGUGUGCAGUAAACAACUAUUACACAUCAUCAACCACCAGUUGCACUUCAGAUCCCGCAAAGCCAGGAAAAGUUUAUAAUGUUAUACAACUACCAAAUACAACAACCAAUGGACCAUAUGAGUACAUGAUUUAUUUUGAAGCAUCAGAGGGCAAUGUGGCUAAUUAUACAUUUGGUGUUAAGAACUUAACUGGUUUAAUGACCAGCAGUACACCAUCUGUUGUAUCGUACGAAUUGACUCCAUUGAAAACCUACUCGUAUGAAAUAAUAGCUCAAAACAUCGUUGGAUACGUUAGCGAAAAAACAAUAGGAAGUUUUUCAACUCCUGCUGAGG